CUGACAGCCGCCGAAAACUUAUUGACGGCUUUUAUAAAGUUGAAAAUCAAAACUACUCAUGUAUGAUUCGUUUUUCGUGUGGCUUAUGGAAUUGAAGUUAGUUUAGACGUUCUAAAUUAGUUUUCUGAUACACCCGCUUUCAAUUAGGGACAUUGACGAUGGAAGAUGAAACGUUAGCGGCUAGAGAGCAAGAGGAGGCGGCGAAUUUGGAGAACGAGGCCUUGAAACGCAAGAAACGAAUCGAAGCAUUGAGGCAACUCAAGGAGCAGCAGGAACAGACGAGGCAAUCGAGCACCGAGUCUCAGCAACAGUCACUACCCAGGCCAGUGUUUCGUAGCUACAGGCCACUAGAUGAGGAGCUGAAAAAGUCUAGCGUACCACUGGCUGAACCAGAAGAGGUUGACCAACACAUCACCAAAGAAUUGGGCAAAGCUGCCGACCCACCUGUUCUUGAAGAAAUCGAUUUGGUGAAUUUAGCUCCAAGGAAGCCCGACUGGGAUUUGAAACGCGACGUGGCUAAAAAACUAGCCAAACUGGAGAAACGCACUCAAAGGGCUAUUGCAGUCCUGAUCCGCGAGCGUCUAAUGGAAACGAAACAAGACGAUUUAGCCGCAGCCGUGAAUGCUCUCAACUGAC
Daphnia carinata is the source of this 636-nucleotide messenger RNA. RefSeq names its product coiled-coil domain-containing protein 12-like. The record is from RefSeq and is a predicted model, not a curated record. NCBI's taxonomy places the organism in Eukaryota, Metazoa, Arthropoda, Branchiopoda, Diplostraca, Daphniidae. The transcript has 4 exons. The coding region runs from base 159 to 635 and encodes 158 amino acids. Gene Ontology annotation, cellular component: U2-type spliceosomal complex; post-mRNA release spliceosomal complex.